Molecule: messenger RNA, 1079 nt
Organism: Chrysochloris asiatica (Cape golden mole)
Lineage: Eukaryota; Metazoa; Chordata; Mammalia; Afrosoricida; Chrysochloridae
Gene: HOXB2
Product: homeobox B2
Exons: 2
Coding region: 21-1070 (349 amino acids)
Biological process (GO): regulation of DNA-templated transcription
Molecular function (GO): DNA binding; DNA-binding transcription factor activity, RNA polymerase II-specific
Source: RefSeq, a predicted model, not a curated record
CUCCCCCACCAUUGUAAGCCAUGAAUUUUGAAUUUGAGAGGGAGAUUGGGUUUAUAAACAGCCAGCCAUCGCUCGCGGAGUGUUUGACUUCCUUUCCCGCUGUCUUGGAGACAUUUCAAACUUCAUCAAUCAAGGAGUCGACAUUAAUUCCUCCUCCUCCUCCUUUCGAGCAAACCUUCCCCAGUCUCCAGCCCGGCGCCUCCACCCUUCAGAGACCCGGGAGCCAAAAGCAAGCGGAAGAUGGGCCCGCUCUGCCGCUGCCGCCGCUCCCCGCAGCCCCCCCGGCCCCCGAGUUCCCCUGGAUGAAAGAGAAGAAAUCCGGCAAGAAACCCAGCCAACACGCCACGUCUCCUUCUCCGGUCGCCUCCUCCGGGGUUGGAUCGCCGGCAGAAGGCCCGGGACUCCCGGAGGCGGGCGGCGGGGCGCGCAGGCUGCGCACGGCGUACACCAACACGCAGCUGCUGGAGUUGGAGAAGGAAUUCCACUUUAACAAGUAUCUGUGCCGGCCACGGCGCGUCGAGAUCGCGGCCUUGCUGGACCUCACCGAGAGGCAGGUCAAAGUCUGGUUCCAGAACCGGCGCAUGAAGCACAAGCGGCAGACGCAGCAUCGAGAGCCGUCCGACGGGGAACCAGCCUGCCCGGGCGCCCUAGAGGACCCUGGCGACCUCGCCGAGGAGCCCGCGGCCAGCCCGGGCGGCCCCUCCACCCCGAGGGAGGCUCGAGAAGCCUGCGCCCACCUGCCCGAGGUCGCCCCGGGUCUCAUGGACACCCCGGGACCCCGGCUUUUGGCCAAUCGCGUGGAGGGUGCGGGGGCGCAGAGCCGGGGUUGCGUGCAGCAUGGGGCCGCGGAGCUGGAGGGGGAGCGAUUGCCAGAAGACGCCUUCCCGGAGCGGCAGGAUUCGCCUUUCCUGCCUGACCUCAAUUUCUUCGCGGCCGACUCCUGUCACCAACUCUCGGGAGGCCUCUCGCCCAGCCUGCAGGGCUCACUUGACAGCCCGGUUCCCUUUUCCGAAGAGGAGCUGGACUUCUUCACCAGCACGCUCUGUGCCAUCGACCUGCAGUUCCCCUAACCCGUGUCC